Messenger RNA from Microstroma glucosiphilum, 2944 nucleotides. Its product is annotated as cryptochrome. The coding region runs from base 253 to 2775 and encodes 840 amino acids. The transcript is spliced from 3 exons. The record is from RefSeq and is a predicted model, not a curated record. NCBI's taxonomy places the organism in Eukaryota, Fungi, Basidiomycota, Exobasidiomycetes, Microstromatales, Microstromataceae. Gene Ontology annotation, molecular function: damaged DNA binding; FAD binding; deoxyribodipyrimidine photo-lyase activity. Gene Ontology annotation, biological process: photoreactive repair.
CUCCCUACGGGUGCCAUUGGCAUUUCUCCCCGUCUCUUCCACUCCCCUCCACUCCACCUAAGCAGCACACACGCCACUGAGUGUGCCCACCUCACCCGACCGAGAUCAUCUGGGAGGAACUUUGGGGUACUCUGCUGGCUCAUCCGCGUGCAAGCUCCUUUCAGCAUACACGCACAGUGUCGCCCUAUUAGGCGCUCGGCAGCUUCAGCAUACUCAUAUCGCUUACCUUAGGGGACGUACACGCACGCGACAAUGCCUCCGGCGCAGAGUCAGCCACUCGUUGGUCAUGCCGCCUCUUCUAGCAAAUCCCCAUCCUCUUCAGGCAACUCGGUGUUGAUAUGUCUUCUGCAUCUAGAUCUCAGGAUCGCUGACAACCCCUUGUGGCACUUUGCUCACUUGGACGCUCUGCAGAAGGGCGGCUACCGUAGUCCUCACGCUCCACGACCCUCGGAUCUGUCGUCCAAAGCCACCCACCUCUUGCCCGUCUUUGUCUUUGACGAGCGCGAGUACGAACUUUCUGGACUCCCCGACUACCAGCGCAAGGGUCCAGAGGCAAGGACAAAGGUAUAUGGCUUCUGGAAGACCGGAGCCUUUCGCACACGUUUUGCCGCCGAGUCUGUCUAUGACCUUCGGAGUCGCCUACGAGAGCGUGGCAGCGACCUCUGCGUCCGCUUUGGCAUCGUCGAGGACGUAGUCGCAAACCUAAUCAAGGCUUUCCAGGACGAAGGGACCGAGGUCGAAGCUGUUUGGAUGGAGAAGGAAUUCACGUCUGACGAGAGGAGGAUUCAGAGAGUCGUAGAGGAGCGCGUCAAAGCAUUGAACACUCCACUGCACUAUGUCUUUGGCAAAACCUUGAUUCAUCCCGAGGACCUGCCAUUCGACAUUCAGGACACCCCGGACGUAUUCACGCCUUUUAGAAAGAAGGUCGAAGUUCUGGGUGAGAACAUGGUUCGACCCAUGUACACCAGCCCGGAAAAGUUCAAGCCUUUCCCGACCCAGCUGCCUCAGACAUCAGAUUACUCGCUCGAUGUCUCUUACGAGGUUGACGUGGAUGGCCUCUCAACCCGUACCCUCGAGAACGCAAGCAUCGUACCUGGACAGGUCUCCUUCUAUGAGAUUCUCGGCUAUCUUCUGCUGCCUCUGAAAGAUCCCAAUUUUCCACCGACCCUCGAGGGCAGCGAGCUGAUACAGCGCCGCCACCAUGCCUCUGCCUUUCCCUUCCGUGGAGGCGAGUCGUCUGCCCUCGACCGUCUCGAUUGGUACUUCGUUCGGGGCAAGUCGGCUCAGAGUUCUAGUUGGGGCAAGGAUGAUCCGCCUCCUGUCGCUCGAUACAAGCAGACACGCAACAAUCUCCUUGGGCAUGGCUACAGCACCAAGAUGUCCCCCUUUCUAGCUUACGGCAGCAUCAGCGCAAGGCAGAUCUGGGAAGUACUCGGGCAUCACGAGUCGAUCUUUGGUGAGGAUCAGAACAUCUAUUGGGUCAAAUUCGAGAUGCUGUGGCGUGACUACUUCCACUUCGUCUCCGAAAAGUUCGGCGAUCUGUUGUACCACAUGGGCGGUUUCGAAUUGGCCACCGACCCGCCACAGGCCAACAAGAAAUUGAACGGCUAUUGGAAAGAGUACGACCCUGCCACCGCACCUCCGUCCCACGAGAUGACGCGUCUGCUAGAGGGCAGAACGGGAAUCCCGUUCAUCGACGCCAACAUUCGGGAGCUUCGUGAGACGGGCUUCCUCAGCAACAGAGGGCGCCAGAAUCUAGCCAGCUAUCUGGCUCAUGAUCUGACCUAUGAUUGGCGGGUGGGCGCAGAGUUGUUCGAGAGCUACCUGAUCGACUCCGCUGCAAGCUCUGUCAACUUGGGCAACUGGCAGUAUGUCUCUGGAGUCGGCAAUGAUCCCCGAGCUAGCCGUCGCUUCAACAUCAUCAAGCAGGCCAAAGACUAUGAUAGCCAUGGCGAGUAUGUCAAAACGUGGCUCCCAUCGCUGCGAGGCUUGCCCACCGACUUGGUUCACACACCUUGGUUGCUCGACGCCGAUGAGCGGCGCCGCUAUGCUCUGAAAACUUCAGAGACAGCAGUGACAAUGGAGUCGUAUCCUGCUCGUCCUCUUACGGAGGACGAAGGCUGGAGUAAGCACUACGACCGAAGGGCAGGUGAAGGCUCUCGAAUGCACGGCAAUCCGCAGGAGAAGAUCAAAGAUGGCAAGAUCGGUCGGGGUAAGAGGAAUACUACAUCUAAUAGAGAUAGAGAUGCUUUCGACGGACCCCCUCGUGGUGACUACACCCUCGCUUCCCGUUCGGCGCCUCCAGUCAGAUCGGCUUAUCGCAGUGGACCACCCCUCCACCCAUCUCGCGGAGCUCCUGCAGUGAACAAAUCUGCGACGCCCAUCGAAAGAAGAGGUAGUGGUGGAAGCAGCACCGGUGGGGGCAGUGGAAGUACUAGCAGUAGCGAAGGUCCGAAUGCUUCCCGACCUCCUGCUUCUGGCGCAGCUUGGCGCAACAGCAACAGCAACAGCAACGCCAGUGGCAAUGUAUCUGGCAACGGCAACAGCAACGACAAUAGUCAGAAGACCACACAACGCGGAACUCUCGACCGUCUCGUCGCACCCUUCAGAGGGACAGGGUCGAAUUCGCCCCACCGCAUGGGCGGAGGACGUCCUAGAGACGGCAACAGUAGCACGACGUACAGCUCCGGAGAAGGAAGCGGACGCGAGUCGGGCUAUGCUGGUCGAGCACGGAGCAAGGCCGAGGAGGCCACGUCUUGGCGCAAGGGUGGCUGAGGUGGAAGGACUGCUGCGGGACGGAUAUACGGGAUGAAGGAGGGGUGUCCGGUGUUUCCUACAUACAUAUGCCUCAUGUCAAUUUUUUCACUGCCGCAUGCUAUUGCUCAGCACUUUCAAUUGCCAAGUCAUUGUCAGUCUCGCAUUGUACACAGUGUACACACCAAGC